This is a messenger RNA of Bombina bombina (fire-bellied toad), 3936 nucleotides long. RefSeq names its product G1 to S phase transition 1 (gene GSPT1). Gene Ontology annotation, molecular function: translation release factor activity; GTP binding; GTPase activity. The transcript is spliced from 16 exons. Bases 147 to 1904 code for a protein of 585 amino acids. Lineage: Eukaryota; Metazoa; Chordata; Amphibia; Anura; Bombinatoridae. Gene Ontology annotation, biological process: translation. The record is from RefSeq and is a predicted model, not a curated record. Gene Ontology annotation, cellular component: translation release factor complex.
AGGAACCUAUGCAGCGGAGGUGGUGCUGAAAACUACCAUCCGGCGUGCACUACGUCUCCGGCGCCGGCUACGUGGGCGACGUCGCGGGCACACACGAGGAGCCGUUGAGUGAGUGCUGAGUCGGUCGCCGCUGCUCACACCCGGAAAUGGACCCCAGCGACUCAGCCCCGGAUUCCUGGGACCAAGCGGACAUUGACGCCCCGGAGGCCCAGCUGAAUUCAUCUCUGGCCCAGCUCAACGUGAACGCCAAACCCUUCGUUCCAAAUGUGCACGCUGCUGAGUUCGUGCCGUCCUUCCUGAUGCCCAAUGCGCCGGCCAACGAGGCAGAGGAGGAGGAUGCAACUGAUAAUUCUUCAAAGGAGGAAAAGUCUCUGUCUUCAGAAGGGUCCAAUGUUGCUGUUGGCAUGGAAGUAUCCGAACCUGUUUUAGAAAAUGGUGAGACUGAGAUGUCCCCCGAGGAGUCCUGGGAUCACAAAGAUGAGCCCAGUGAAACCGAACCUGGAGGCGGGCUCUGUGGUGAUGGAGGGUCCACUGAAGAAAGUGCCCAGGAAAUGAUGGAGGAAGAGGAGGAAAUCCCUAUACCCAAAGCUAUUGUGGCGCCACCAGAUGCCCCUAAAAAAGAACACGUUAAUGUAGUAUUCAUCGGUCAUGUUGAUGCUGGUAAAUCCACCAUUGGCGGACAAAUUAUGUAUUUAACUGGUAUGGUUGACAAGAGAACACUUGAGAAAUAUGAGAGAGAGGCUAAAGAAAAAAACAGAGAAACAUGGUAUUUAUCGUGGGCUUUAGACACAAACCAGGAAGAGAGAGAUAAGGGUAAAACGGUAGAAGUCGGCCGUGCUUAUUUUGAGACUGAAAAGAAACACUUCACUAUCCUUGAUGCCCCUGGCCACAAAAGCUUUGUUCCAAACAUGAUUGGUGGCGCUUCUCAAGCUGACCUGGCAGUGCUGGUCAUCUCUGCAAGGAAAGGGGAAUUCGAAACUGGAUUUGAAAAAGGUGGCCAGACGCGAGAACAUGCUAUGUUGGCGAAAACAGCCGGUGUAAAACAUUUAAUAGUUCUUGUUAAUAAAAUGGAUGAUCCAACGGUGAACUGGAGUAAUGACCGGUAUGAAGAAUGUAAAGAAAAACUUGUGCCCUUUUUGAAGAAAGUCGGAUUCAACCCCAAAAAAGAUAUUCACUUUAUGCCAUGCUCGGGUCUGACUGGAGCAAACCUAAAAGAACCAGUGGAUUUUUGCCUGUGGUAUAAUGGCUUACCGUUUAUUCCAUAUCUGGACAACUUGCCAAUCUUUAACAGAUCGUUUGAUGGACCUGUUCGGCUGCCAAUUGUGGAUAAGUACAAGGAUAUGGGGACAGUCAUUCUAGGAAAGCUGGAAUCUGGUUCUAUAUGCAAAGGACAGCAGCUUGUCAUGAUGCCAAACAAGCAUACCGUGGAAGUUCUCAGUCUCCUAUCUGAUGAGGUUGAGACAGAGGCUGUAUCACCAGGAGAGAAUCUAAAGCUCCGGCUCAAGGGCAUUGAAGAGGAGGAAAUUUUGCCAGGCUUUAUUCUAUGUGACCUAAAUAAUCUCUGUCACUCUGGACGCACAUUUGAUGCCCAGAUUGUAAUAAUUGAGCACAAGUCCAUCAUUUGCCCCGGUUACAACGCAGUGCUGCACAUUCAUACCUGUAUUGAAGAAGUUGAGAUAACAGCCUUAAUUUGCUUGGUAGACAAAAAAACUGGGGACAAAAGUAAGACACGGCCCCGCUUUGUGAAACAAGAUCAAGUAUGUAUUGCCCGCUUAAGAACAGCUGGAACUAUCUGCCUUGAAACAUUCAAAGAUUUCCCUCAGAUGGGGCGCUUUACCUUGCGAGAUGAAGGUAAAACCAUUGCAAUUGGAAAGGUGUUGAAAUUGGUUCCAGAAAAGGAUUAAGCUUUCUUCUAUACCCUGCACAAAACUGUGAGGAAAUAUGACGGACGCCUAUUACACACGCCUUUUUACUUUCUGCUCUUUGGCAAACUAUUCCCAAGACAAAUUUCACAACCAAGAUAAAUGUCCACAUAGUCAGCUUUCUCAUAUUGAGAGCUCUGCUAUGCCACUGUUGAAUUUCCCUCCUUGAACAUUUGUAUUUUAUUUUUCCUUCCCUCUUAAAUUCUGCUUCCUUGGAGAGAUUUUGGCAAUAGCUUCAUACAAGAUGUGGACACAAUUGCCUACAAUUGAGAACCUAAGAUUUUUGUUUUGUUUUAUAUUUUUUUUUAAAAUAAAAUACAUGAAAUAUUACCAUUUAUUACCCAGAAUAUAAAGCCUUUAAAUUAUAGUCAGACCAUUUAAAAAAAGUGUGCAAUUGUGUGAGCACAUGUUACAAAGACAAACUACCAUGUUAAUAAAAUGUUAAAUUUAAAAAGUAAACUUUCGGUAUUACUUGCUUUUGAAUACUGUUUUUACCUGAAUGUAACACUGCUGCAUUAAUGUUUUAAUUUUCCAAGUAAUAUAAUAUUUUGUCUUGGAUUUUUUUUUUAUGUUCCUAAAUUCUUUUACGCAUUGUCACCACCCAAUUUCAGAGAGACUGCUGUGUGAUUAUAAUAAUGGUGAAUUAAAAAUAAAGUCCCUUGUUAAACUAUAACUGAUACUAAACUUGAAAACUGCUUAAACUAAGUUUCGUGUUUAUGGCUGAAUUACAUUUUUCAAGUUCUUCUGUGCUCGAAUGCAGAUGUUAAAAUACAAAUAAUGUUGCUAAAAAGAUGAAGCCAUUAUCUGCAGGUAUCGUUCAGAAACAAAAUAAAGAAAAAAUGUAACUGCUGUUCAGAGCAUUACAGAUUUUAUUACGUGGAAAGAUUAUUUGCUCUUAAGAGCGAUUUAAAGGGACAGUCUACUACAACUUUUUUAUUGUUUAUAAAGAUAGAUAAUCCCUUUAUUACCAACACUGUUAUCUUAAUAUACUUUUUACCUCUGAUUACAUUGUAUCUAAUCCCCUUCUGACAGCCCCCUUAUCAUAUGACUAUUAUUUAUUGACCUGUAUUUUAACCAGUUAGUGCUGUAUCCUACACAACUCCUCGGGAGAGAGCACAAUGUUAUCUAUAUGGCACACAUGAAUUUGCAGUUGUCUUGGUAAGCUAAUUAAAAAGCAUGUGAUAAGGUUGUUGUAGUGGCUUAGAAACAUGCAGAUAUUUAGAGGUUUAAAUGUUAUAAAGAAUGUUAAUAUAACAAUGUUAGUUGUGCAAAUCUGGGGAAUUGGUAGUAAAGGUGUUAUCUAUCUUUUCAAACAAUACCAAUUUUGGUGUAGACUGUCCCUUUAAGUACUAAAUGGGAAGGAUUUUCAUUUGAUUACAAAAUUCAGUCUUUGUGUUGUCAGUGAUGACGACUUCUCCUUGCUGCUUAAAUAUUGAACAGUGAGCAUAGGAAUAUUUCUAGGCUCAUGAGUUUGCACAUACUGAAUAUUUGAAUGUGGUAUAGGUCCUAUGUACACUUUGCAUAUCAUCUGGGAGUUAUGCUUCUCUAGGAUUGAAAAGUAAGAUACACGUCCCAAUAACUUCCUCUGUUCUAUUGAACCUCAGGAUGCAAAGAGCAAUAGUGUAGCAAUUUGUAGCGGAAAUGUCCAACACUUCGCAAGAUAAAUAAAUAUAUAUAUAUGAUAGAAAAAAAAUGCUUGUCGUCGGACUUUUUCAUUUUCUAGACACUGAUGGUAUAAAAUGCAGAUGUAAGAAUUUAACUGUUUCAGAUAUGUAUGGAAGUGACAAGUCCAGGCACCAAAAACCAGCAGUUUGUUUUUUUAUGAUCUGACUGAGAACUCAAGCAGUAAAGAUUGUUCAACCCUAUUUGUUUCUUUGUAACUGUGGAUCUUCCAUUCAUUUCAUUGAGGAUACAUUGUACGGCCAGAAAAAGUUAUUGUCUUUCACUUUCUAGUGAUAACUCUUGUAGAUGCCGUAAUGCAUGAAAUGGAAAUAAAUUUUAUUAUGUCGGCAAA